Messenger RNA from Camelus dromedarius (Arabian camel), 4165 nucleotides. It is a transcript of the gene EML4, whose product is annotated as EMAP like 4. The record is from RefSeq and is a predicted model, not a curated record. The transcript has 23 exons. Gene Ontology annotation, cellular component: mitotic spindle. Bases 316 to 3303 code for a protein of 995 amino acids. Lineage: Eukaryota; Metazoa; Chordata; Mammalia; Artiodactyla; Camelidae. Gene Ontology annotation, biological process: microtubule cytoskeleton organization. Gene Ontology annotation, molecular function: microtubule binding.
UAUAUCCUUACCCCUCUUUUGCCUGCGUGCUGUGUUUGCUCUCUCCUUCAGUUUCUUUGUCUCUCUUUAUAAAUAAGUAGAAAACUUCUUUAGAUCAGAGAGCAAAGGGGCAGGAGAAAAACUAUCUUCUUAAGGUUUUAUUUGUGCCAACAUAGAAGUGCUUUGUGGUAGGCCAUCUGGACCGGGAGGAUUUCCUCAGAAUGUAAAGUAUGUCGUAAGAUUUAGAGAGCUGGGAUUUGCUCUGGAACUAUCUGGGAAGGCAGCAGGAAACGUAGACAGAACUGGUUUAUAUUGCUUGUAACGUAGGUGGCAAGAAUGGAAGACAGCUUGCCUGGUCUCGCUUCUGUGUGUGGUUCCUCUACACUUACGAACUUCUGCGCUGAUGAUAGUAUUUCUGCUGCAAGUACUUCUGAUGUUCAAGAUCGCCUCUCAGCUCUUGAGUUACGAGUUCAACAACAAGAAGAUGAAAUCACUGUGCUGAAGGCAGCUUUGGCUGAUGUUUUGAGGCGUCUUGCAAUCUCUGAAGAUCAUGUAGCCUCAGUGAAAAAAUCAGUCCCUAGUAAAGGCCAGCCAGGCCUUCGAGAAGCUAUUUCCAUGUCCUGUAUAACGAAUGGGAGUGGUGCAAGCAGAAAACCAAGUCACACCAGCUCUGUCUCAAUUGCAAGAAAAGAAACUCUUUCAUCCGCUGCUAAAAGUGGUACAGAAAAAAAGAAAGAAAAACCACAAGGACAGAGAGAAAAAAAAGAGGAAUCUCACUCUAAUGAUCAAAGUCCACAAAUUCGAGCAUCACCUUCUCCCCAGCCCUCUUCACAGCCUCUCCAAAUACACAGACAAACUCAAGAAAGCAAGAAUUCUACUCCCACCAAAAGCAUUAAACGACCACCAACAGCUGAAAAGUCACAUAAUUCAUGGGAAAAUUCAGAUGAUAGCCGUAAUAAAUUAUUGAGGGCAGUUUCAACAUCAAAAUUAAUAUCAAAAGUUAUAAAAAAUACAGACAAGCAUAAAGAUGUCAUCAUCAACCAAGAAGGAGAAUAUGUUAAAAUGUUUAUGCGAGGUCGGCCAAUUACGAUGUUCAUUCCUUCUGAUGUUGACAACUAUGACGACAUCAGAACAGAACUGCCUCCUGAGAAGCUCAAACUGGAGUGGGCAUAUGGUUAUCGAGGAAAGGACUGUCGCGCUAAUGUUUACCUUCUUCCUACCGGGGAAAUUGUUUAUUUCAUAGCAUCAGUAGUAGUACUAUUUAAUUAUGAGGAGAGAACUCAACGACACUACCUGGGUCAUACAGACUGUGUGAAAUGCCUUGCUAUACAUCCUGACAAAAUUAGGAUUGCAACUGGACAGAUAGCUGGAGUGGAUAAGGAUGGAAGGCCCCUGCAACCCCAUGUCAGAGUGUGGGAUUCAGUUAGUCUAUCUACACUGCAAAUUAUUGGACUUGGAACUUUCGAACGUGGAGUAGGAUGCCUGGAUUUUUCAAAAGCUGAUUCAGGUGUUCAUUUAUGUGUUAUUGAUGACUCCAAUGAGCAUAUGCUUACUGUAUGGGAUUGGCAGAAAAAAUCAAAAGGAGCAGAAAUAAAGACAACAAAUGAAGUUGUUUUGGCUGUGGAAUUCCAUCCAACAGAUGCAAAUACCAUAAUAACAUGUGGUAAAUCUCAUAUUUUUUUUUGGACCUGGAGUGGUAAUUCACUAGCAAGAAAACAGGGAAUUUUUGGGAAAUACGAUAAACCAAAGUUUGUGCAGUGUUUAGCAUUCUUGGGGAAUGGAGAUGUUCUUACUGGAGACUCAGGUGGAGUCAUACUUAUAUGGAGCAAAACUACUGUAGAACCCACACCUGGGAAAGGGCCUAAAGGUGUUUAUCAGAUCAGUAAACAAAUCAAAGCUCAUGAUGGCAGUGUGUUUACACUUUGUCAGAUGAGAAAUGGGAUGUUAUUAACUGGAGGUGGAAAAGACAGAAAAAUAAUUCUGUGGGAUCAUGAUCUGAAUCCUGAAAGAGAAAUAGAGGUUCCUGAUCAGUAUGGAACAAUCAGAGCUGUAGCAGAAGGAAAGGCAGAUCAAUUUUUGGUAGGCACAUCACGGAACUUUAUUUUACGGGGAACGUUUAAUGACGGCUUCCAAAUAGAAGUACAGGGUCAUACAGAUGAGCUUUGGGGUCUUGCCACACAUCCCUUCAAAGAUUUGCUCUUGACAUGUGCUCAGGACAGACAGGUGUGCAUGUGGAACUCAGUGGAACACAGGCUGGAAUGGACCAGGCUCGUAGAUGAACCAGGACACUGUGCAGAUUUUCAUCCAAGUGGCACAGUGGUGGCCAUAGGAACGCACUCAGGCAGGUGGUUUGUUCUGGACGCAGAAACCAGAGAUCUAGUUUCUAUCCACACAGACGGGAAUGAACAGCUCUCUGUGAUGCGCUACUCAGUAGAUGGCACCUUCCUGGCUGUAGGAUCUCAUGACAACUUUAUUUACCUCUAUGUAGUCUCAGAAAAUGGAAGAAAAUAUAGCAGACAUGGAAAGUGCACUGGACAUUCCAGCUAUAUCACACACCUUGACUGGUCCCCAGACAACAAGUAUAUAAUGUCUAACUCGGGAGACUAUGAGAUCCUGUACUGGGACAUUCCAAAUGGCUGCAAACUAAUCAGGAAUCGAUCGGAUUGUAAGGACAUUGAUUGGACGACAUACACCUGUGUGCUAGGCUUUCAAGUCUUUGGUGUCUGGCCAGAAGGAUCUGAUGGGACAGAUAUCAAUGCACUGGUGCGAUCCCACAAUAGAAAGGUGAUAGCUGUUGCUGAUGACUUUUGCAAAGUCCAUCUGUUUCAGUAUCCCUGCUCCAAAGCGAAGGCUCCCAGUCACAAGUACAGUGCCCACAGCAGCCAUGUCACCAAUGUCAGUUUUACUCAUAAUGACAGUCACCUGAUUUCAACUGGUGGAAAAGACAUGAGCAUCAUUCAGUGGAAACUCGUGGAAAAGUUACCUUUGCCUCAAAAUGAGAUUGUAGCAGAUACCACGAUAACCAAAGCCCCCAUCUCUUCCACUGAGGGCAUCAUGCAGUCAGAAAUUACCACACCACCUCCUUCCCAGCCCCCACAUGAGACAGCUGAAGAAGAAAGCAGAAGAAGCAGUUCUCCCACACUUCUGGAGAACAGCCUGGAGCAAACUAUGGAGCCCAGCGAGGACCACAGUGAGGAGCAGAGUGAGGCGGGCAGCGAGGACCUCGCUGAGCCUCUGUGUGAAGAGCCAGCCAACGAGAAGAGCGAUGAGCAGGGUGAAGCGGCUCUUCCUGAGGACCAGCAAGACCCUUCACCCCAGUCCUAACCUGACUUCAGUGCGACUCUUUUUCCUCCAGCCGCAUGGUGGUCUUGUGAUAGAAUUCAGGUAACAGGCCAGGAAGUGAUGGAGAAUCACUACUGAUGGAGAUUUGGGUUUUUGCGUGACCUGCUUUCAAUAGUCUUAUCUUCCGUCUCUCAAAUGCAGUCGACCUAAAGGUUCAGUGUGGUGUGUGCUGAAAAUUAACCAAACUUAAUAGUAGGAAAAGACUGAAACAUUAAGUAUGUCUCAGAAAUUACUGUGUGAGGAGUAUGAUGUAAAUACUGGAAACAAAAGCAGCAGUUGUGUAGGUUUAAAAUAAAUCCCCCGUUAUCUGACAGGCUUUCUUCAGGAACAACCAGAGACACCAGAAACACUCGUCUACUGGCUCAGACUCUGCUUUUUCCCCGAUGCUGAAAAAGAAACCAAAACAAAACAAAACACCUCUCUUACUGAGAUGUCCUCCUUCCCCAAAUGUCUAGUAGAAAUGUUUCAGUUAAGAAAAACUUCAGUCUUGCCACAAGCAGUGGUGUUGCCUUCUUGAGUAAUAAUGACGUUCUCCUACCCUGCCAGUAGAUGUCCAGGUGUGCUUGGGGGCCUGCCACAUAGGUGCUGCCUUUACCAAGUCAGAGUGACGGAUUCAAUUUCCUGUGUGCAAAAUCCAUUUUAUCUUAGAACUAAGAAAGCAGUGGUUUGUUAAAGAGCUUCUAAUGUAUAUUAAACCACUGAUACUCAGAAAUAAUGGAUUCCUCCAAGGAUUCCUUUACUGGCCUAAACAUCUUCAAAUGUUUGGCAUUCAAUGGAAGAUUGGAAGAAAAAAAAAAAACCGCAUGCCUAUAAAAACUAAACUUGGCUAAUUUUAGCUUAGCCU